AUGUCGGAUUUUACGUUCAAACAUGGUAGUGAAAUAUGGGUUCUGAUUGAUUUCAGGGACAAGAAUAUGGGGUGGACUUACAAUGGGAAAAACCUUUUACAGUUGGUCUUUUCUUGGUCUCUUCAGUAUAUUCUUGACAAAGACCGUUACAGGCAAAAGGUGAACCGAAUCCCAAAGACAUUCUCUUCAGUAGGUCAUUAUAUGAACUCUUUCAUUUUCCCACUAAUUGAAGAAACUCGUUUUGAUUUGUGUUCAAGCAUGACAAUAUUGUCCACGGCACCGGCGAGUGAAAUAGAAUGCAUUAAACCAUCGGAUGAUUUUAAGGCUCCUGAUAAUUUAAUCUAUGAUGUUGUAAUAAAUAAAAUAACUAAUGAUGAAAAUGAGGUGGAAAUCUAUGAGCCUGAGAACGGAGAUCUCAUUGCUUUGACCAAUGUAAGGCCAAAAUGCAUUGAUGAUUUGAACUGGCCUAAAGGAUCGUGUGUGUUUGCCUUAGUUCAAAAGGUGAGGAUCAAGUUCAUUGAUGAUGACUAUUAUCAUGAUAUUCAAAUUUUAUCGUCAAAACCCAUUGAAUCUGAACAAGAUGUGCAAAAAUUUGAGAGGAGGAGGACUCUUUUUACUGUUUUUCUGUCGAACAUGACAACGAAUAUGCGGAUAUGGAAAGCACUGAAUUCAGAACUAUGUGGGAGGAACAUGAACAUUCUCAAACAAGUACUGCAAACUAAUUCUUCGGUAGUGGAAAACUAUGCUCAGUGUUUUUCUCAAGAAAGGUAUAGUGUUGAUGUAUCAACUUUAGGUGCAAUAAUUCGCUCUUUUGAUCUUAAUGACUCCCAAGAAGAAGCAGUUUUAAGCUGCAUAGCUAUGAGGGAAUGCUAUCAUCGCAAUACAGUAAAACUUAUAUGGGGCCCUCCUGGGACUGGAAAAACAAAGACAGUGGGUUCACUAGUAUUUGCACUUUUGAAAAGCAAAUGCAAGACACUUACCUGUGCCCCAACUAAUGUCGCAGUGUUGGAAGUUACAACACGGCUCCUGAAUUUGGUAAUGCCUACCCUUCAACAUCAAACUUAUGGUCUUGGGGAUGUAAUAUUAUUUGGGAAUGGUGAGAGAAUGAAGAUUGAUAACCGUGAUGACCUUCUUGAUGUAUUCCUUGACUAUCGGGCUGAUGUUCUUGCCAAGUCUUUGGCACCUUUAUCCGGUUGGAAUCAUUGUUUAGAAUUGAUGAUAUGCCUGCUUGAGGACCCUGAUAAACAAUACUAUGAGAAACAGGAAAGGUAUGCUCUUUCUGAAAGAUUUGACGCUGAAAUAUUGACAUUAGAUGAUUUUUGGAAGCAAGCAUUCAAUGACUGCAAAGACAAGAUCAAAAUGCAUGUGGUGAGCAUGUAUACUCAUUUACCAACUUCUAUCAUUUCAUUAAGAAUUGUAAAAAAGAUGAUUGAAUCCCUUGAGUUGCUUGAACUCCUCGAAACUUUGUUAGCUGGUGUUAGUCAAGGAUUAAAACAUGCCUUAAGUGAUAUUACGGAUGAAACAAACAGAAUGGGCAGCUUUACUGAGCAGUCUAGACUGAGUGUAACUGCAAAAGAUUGUCUCAAAUUAUUAAAAUCACUUUGUGAUACGUUUAUUCUUCCAGAUUGCUUUCAGAAACAUGAAAUCAAAAGUUUCUGCCUCAAAAGUGCUCGCUUGAUUUUUUGCACUGUUUCAAGCGCUGCUAAGUUGCAUGCAGAAGAAAUAUCACGACUGGAAAUACUAAUCAUUGAUGAAGCUGCUCAACUUAAAGAGUGUGAAUCAAUUAUUCCUCUAUUACUCCCUGGUAUCCACCAUGCUGUCCUCAUAGGGGAUGAGCGGCAGUUGCCUUCGUUGGUCAGAAGCAAGAGGAAUGAUCUAUGGAGAUAUCAUCGGCUAAGACUCUCCCGCAGUUUGAGCGGGCAGAGGACAGACGCUCAAGCUGGAUCGAAAUGA
Molecule: messenger RNA, 1953 nt
Organism: Jatropha curcas
Lineage: Eukaryota; Viridiplantae; Streptophyta; Magnoliopsida; Malpighiales; Euphorbiaceae
Source: RefSeq, a predicted model, not a curated record